Molecule: messenger RNA, 282 nt
Organism: Penicillium manginii
Lineage: Eukaryota; Fungi; Ascomycota; Eurotiomycetes; Eurotiales; Aspergillaceae
Exons: 2
Coding region: 1-282 (93 amino acids)
Source: RefSeq, a predicted model, not a curated record
AUGGGAUUCACUCCAGAAACCGCAAAGGCUAUUGAGAAAGCCUUUGUUGAAGCCCCGCAAAGCUUUGUAGCCGAUGGCAAAUUCGGUGACGAUGCCAAAUUAUCUCAAAAGGUUGAGCCUAUAAACGCUAUACAGGCGUAUGUCACUGCCGGAACCAUUUAUCCCGAAGAUGAUGACGAGUUUGAGAAGAAGCUUCCUGAGAGUUCAUACGACGAUAUUCACAAAGUGAAGCCGAAUCUUUAUCAUGUAUGGGACAACCACUACAUACAAUUGAGAUCAUAG